Molecule: messenger RNA, 372 nt
Organism: Tuber melanosporum (Perigord truffle)
Lineage: Eukaryota; Fungi; Ascomycota; Pezizomycetes; Pezizales; Tuberaceae
Exons: 1
Coding region: 1-372 (123 amino acids)
Biological process (GO): multivesicular body membrane disassembly; neutral lipid catabolic process; macroautophagy
Molecular function (GO): glycerophospholipase activity
Source: RefSeq, a predicted model, not a curated record
AUGUACCCCGAUGCUAAUAUCUGGCUUGUCGGUCACUCACUUGGUGGAUCCGUUUCUUCACUGCUCGGUCAGACAUAUGGACUUCCGGUGGUUACAUUUGAGGCGGUUGGCGAAGCCUUACCGGCUAAACGAAUCGGGUUGCCGAAGCCCCCGAAGGAUAGCGCACGGCAUGCCAAUGGUGUGGCUGUUUUUCACUUUGGGAAUUCCGCGGAUCCGAUAUACAUGGGAGCGUGUAACGGGCCGAUGGCUGGAUGCUCGAUCGCUGGGUAUGCUUUGGAGACUCGAUACCAUGGUGGAUUCGAGUGUGUGUACGAUGUCGUCACUGACCACGGUUCGAGGAUGGGUCUUGGGUAUCACAAAUCCAAACCGUGA